AUGCGCUCUUACGCUCUUAUCUCCGCUUUGCUCACCACCAGUGUAGCUGCCCAAACGACUGGGAAGCUUGGUGAUGCUGCUAUCAUCAGCGAUAACCCUGUUGGCGCUCACUAUGUCGCCACUUUCCCAAUAAGUGAGAAGAACACUGUUCGAGGAACCGUAAAAGCCGAGAGCAACCCAGACGGGAAGGGUGUUCACUUCGAAGUCUCUGUCUCGGGUCUACCAGAAGCCGGUGGUCCUUGGGGCUACCACCUCCACGCUAUGCCUGUUCCUGAGGAUGGCAAUUGCACCAAGACCCUCGCCCAUCUCGACCCCUACGAGCGAGGCAACACGCCCGCUGCCCCCAAGUGUGACAAAGAGAAGCCCGAGACCUGCGAAGUUGGUGAUCUCUCAGGCAAGCACGGGGCCAUGAGCGGCACAUCAUUCACCGCGUCGUACGACGAUCAGUACGCCUCGCUCAAGGAGGGCAUCGGCGCUUUCUUUGGCAACCGUUCCAUCGUGAUCCACUAUUCCAACAGCACUCGUAUCACUUGCGCCAACUUCACCAUGCUCACCGCUGGCACUCCGGCAUCCCCUGUCGGUACCGGUUCACCUUCACCUUCUGGUGGUUUUUCGUCGGUCGUUGGUCCGAAUGGCACUGCGCCCCCUACCGGCGCCCCGACUUACAACCCUCCGGCGACACCCACUGGCUCUGAGCCGAGCCCGUCUCAAGGUGCUGGUAGUGUGAUCAAGACAAGCUUCGGCUUUGGUGCAUUGCUUGCUGGUGUUGUUGCAUUUGUGCUGUAA
Messenger RNA from Pseudovirgaria hyperparasitica, 786 nucleotides. Its product is annotated as Cu,Zn superoxide dismutase-like protein. The transcript has 2 exons. Lineage: Eukaryota; Fungi; Ascomycota; Dothideomycetes; Acrospermales; Acrospermaceae. The coding region runs from base 1 to 786 and encodes 261 amino acids. Gene Ontology annotation, molecular function: metal ion binding. Gene Ontology annotation, biological process: superoxide metabolic process. The record is from RefSeq and is a predicted model, not a curated record.